Odontomachus brunneus is the source of this 1941-nucleotide messenger RNA. Its product is annotated as motile sperm domain-containing protein 2-like. The coding region runs from base 191 to 1708 and encodes 505 amino acids. The record is from RefSeq and is a predicted model, not a curated record. The transcript is spliced from 9 exons. NCBI's taxonomy places the organism in Eukaryota, Metazoa, Arthropoda, Insecta, Hymenoptera, Formicidae.
CAGUCGAAAACGUUACUAGAGAAGAAUUACGAAUAGCAUGCGCGGCGCGGCGCGCACAGAUCCGGCGUACGGAUAAAUAAUUAUCAAGUUGUUAUCGUGGUGGGAUUCUCGACGCCGGUCAAAGUGUUCGGAGUUUGGACUUGUUGAAAAUAUUCGUUAAGUGAACGCUUCUCAGUUUUGCUUCCGCCUGAUGAUGGAAACACAGACGAAGGCAAUCGCAGAACUUCGUGAGAAAUUUCACAAGAAAUUAAACGACGAAGGUCCGCCUGAUCCUAUGUUUUUUGCAGAAGGUUUUCAUUCUGCAGAUAUAGCCAGAAUAAACAGCAACGAUGAUUGGCUAAAGAGAUUCUUAGAACACCAUGAAUUUAACAUGCAAGAGGCAUUCAAUAUGCUGUGGGAAACUUGUACUUGGAGGAGAAAAAUUGGAGCAAAUGAUAUCAAUGAAGAUAAUGUAAAAAGAGAAUAUUUAGAAGAUGGGUCCUGCUUUAGCUUUGGUAAAGAUAAAGAUGGAAAGAAACUUUUUAUUAUCAAAUCAAAGUUGCACUUUAAAGGAGUAAAAGAUUUUACAGAGAUUCAGAGAUGCAUAGUUUACUGGUUUGAGAGACUAGAAAGAGAAACUAAUGGAAAUCAGAUAUCGAUCUUUUUCGAUAUGGCAGAAGCUGGACUCUCUAAUUUAGAUAUGGAGUUUACUAAGUACCUCAUUGGUUUAUUCAAGUCUUAUUAUCCGAACUUCCUAAACUACAUCAUAAUCUUUGAUAUGCCAUGGGUGUUAAAUGCAGCUUUCAAAAUCAUAAAAUCAUGGUUACCUGCUAAAGCAAUUCCAAAAAUUAAGUUUGUUAACAAAUCCACAUUAAAAGAGUUUGUCGAUUCUAAUGAUGCUCUUAAAUGUUGGGGUGGUAAUAACGAUUACACCUUCGUAUUUGUCCCAGAAGUACAAACCAAUGAAGAUGCAUUGAAUGGUAAAUUGGAUAAUAAGAAGGUACAUUUCGCAGAAGGUUCACCACUAACAGAACAAAGCCCAUGUAAUUUUGGAGAAACUGAUGAAGAACAAUUAUUAUCUGUAGAACCCGAUGCAAUUAUAUUUAAUAAAGAUGGAAAAGAAAUCAUUGGAGUAAUUAUACUUAAAAAUAUAACAACUGACAAGAUUUUAUCAUAUAAGAUAAAGACAACAUCUCCUGAGAAAUUCAGAGUACGACCAAGUUCAGGACUUCUGCAACCAUCUGAACAGAAAAGUAUUACAGUUGUAUUGCAACCUGGCUAUGAUGUACGUGGUCUGUUGCACAAUGAUCGAUUUCUAGUCAUGUGCCUUCCUGUAAAGAAUGCAGAUAUUACAGCGCAAGAUUUGCACACACUUUGGAAGUCUGUAAAAUCUACAGAACAACAUAAACUAAAAUGUUGCGAUGGUACUGAAAAUAAUGAAACACAAAAAUCUCAAUCAAUAUUAACCUCUAAUGGAGCGGGAAAUGAUCGACAUAUUGAUGCAUUUUUUUCUAAGAUGGAUCAUUUAGAAAAUAUUUACCACAAGCUACACAAUAAGAUCCAGACAUUGAAGUAUAUGUUUCUUAUUUGUAUGCUAACAAUAAUUUUAAUUGCACUGGUAACACUUUACACUUUAAAAAAUGAUAUCAAAGAAUCAAUAGAUCGUCUGCACGAUGAUAUUAAAGAGACGAUGUACCAACAAGAGUGCCAUAUGGGUCGCGGUAUAUAAAAUAUAUAUUUGUAACAUCAAUGUUGAUGUAUAAGAAAAAUUUUAAAACUACUUUUUCAUGGGAAUUUUAUAUUUUUUACAUAGUUGCUACGAUCAAGUAUUUCUUUUCUUUGUAAUAAUCUGUAAAUGUGUACUAGUUAGUUUUAUAUUUUGUUUCAUAAUGGUUCAGAUAUAUGCACACGUUAUCCUAAUAAGUUACCAUAGUGUUCUAUAAACAUAUAAAGAGGCGCAUU